This is a messenger RNA of Anopheles moucheti, 1759 nucleotides long. It is a transcript of the gene gammaTub23C, whose product is annotated as tubulin gamma-1 chain. NCBI's taxonomy places the organism in Eukaryota, Metazoa, Arthropoda, Insecta, Diptera, Culicidae. The coding region runs from base 139 to 1518 and encodes 459 amino acids. Gene Ontology annotation, cellular component: nucleus; spindle; cytoplasm. Gene Ontology annotation, biological process: meiotic spindle organization; mitotic spindle organization; mitotic sister chromatid segregation. The transcript has 3 exons. The record is from RefSeq and is a predicted model, not a curated record. Gene Ontology annotation, molecular function: GTP binding; structural constituent of cytoskeleton.
CGCAUUUUCUGUUGUUUCGUUGUGGGACAAAGGUAGCGUUUUGCGGAAAGUUUUGUUCCUGAUUGUGGAACAAAGCAACCAUUCCUGAAUACCACACUUCAGCUGAGUGCCGUUGAAGCGGAAAAACAUAUCGCAAAGAUGCCAAGAGGUAUCAUUACGUUGCAGCUGGGCCAGUGCGGAAACCAGAUUGGGUUCGAGUUUUGGAAGCGACUGUGUCUGGAACAUGGCAUCUCACCGUCGGGAAUGUUGCGAGAGUUUGCCAGCGAUGGCAUCGAUCGAAAGGAUGUGUUUUUCUAUCAAGCGGAUGAUGACCACUACAUUCCCCGGGCGGUUCUGCUGGAUUUGGAACCGCGUGUGAUUCAUUCGAUCAUGACUUCACCGUACGCGAAGCUGUACAAUCCGGAAAACGUAUAUCUGUCGAAGGAUGGUGGCGGUGCUGGUAACAACUGGGCGUCCGGGUUUAGUCAGGGUGAAAAACUGCACGAGGAAGUCUUUGACAUCAUUGACCGGGAAGCGGACGGAAGUGACAGCUUGGAGGGAUUCGUGUUGUGUCACUCGAUUGCCGGCGGUACCGGAUCCGGAAUGGGAUCUUACAUCAUGGAACGGCUUUCCGAUCAUUUCCCCAAGAAGCUCAUCCAGACGUACAGUGUUUUCCCGAAUCAGGACGAAAUCAGCGAUGUGGUGGUACAACCGUACAACAGUCUGCUGACGCUGCGCCGACUGACCAGCUGUGCGGACUGUGUGGUCGUGCUGGACAAUACCGCGCUGAAUCGCAUCGCGACCGAUUGGCUGCACCUGGAGAAUCCCAGCUUCGCCCAAAUCAAUACUCUCGUGUCGACCAUCAUGUCCGUCAGUACGACCACCCUUCGCUACCCGUCGUACAUGAACAACAACCUGAUCGAACUGAUCGCACCGCUAAUUCCCACGUCCCAGCUGCACUUCCUCAUGACCGGUUACACACCGCUCACGACCGAAUCGGACACCCAGUCGGUGCAGAAAACGACCGUGCUGGAUGUGAUGAGACGCUUGCUGCAGCCGAAAAACAUGAUGGUUUCGACCGGGCCGGAUAAAACCAACCAUCAUCGGUACAUUUCCAUCCUGAACAUCAUCCAGGGCGAGGUUAACCCUUCGCAGGUGCAUCAGUCGAUUCAGCGCAUCCGGGAGCGCAAGCUGGCCCAGUUCAUACCGUGGGGUCCAGCCAGUAUUCAGGUGGCACUGUCACGCAGCAGUCCGUACGUGCAGAGCAGCCACCGAGUGACGGGUUUGAUGUUGGCCAACCAUACCAGCAUCUGCUCGCUGUUCGAAAGGGCACUGGGACAGUACGACAAGCUGCGUAAGCGUGGUGCCUUCCUGGAUCAGUUCAAGAAGGAGGACAAGUUUAAGGACGAUCUGAGCGAAAUGGACGAGGCGCGUGAUGUUGUGGACGCGCUCGUGCAGGAGUACGAGGUGGCAACGAAGGAGAACUACCUCAGCUGGCAUGGAAGCCGUGCAGCUGGUGGCGCAGGAAUAAACCCGUAAGCGAGAAGCGGAAGCACCAGUUUACUCACUGUUUUUAAUUAUAUCGUUACUGGAAGAGGCGUUCGUUGGACGUGGUGGAAAGGUAUUAGAAGAAUCGAAUAAGUAUUGGAUUGGAUAGGACGAAUAGAAACACGGCUGCUCUCUAAAAGAGGAGUAGAAUCUCGAAUGAGAAAAGCGGGAUAGAGAGGGAUAUGGAUUGUUGAGUAGCAUACUUAAAUAUUAGUGCCAAUAAAAUGCACCA